ACUUUCUGAAGCCUCUCUGUAGUGUUAAUCCGGACUCCGCAGUCCAGAGUCGGGUUGACAAAUUACAUAUCCAACUUGAACAGCAACGCGUGACAUCGCUGAUUCCUUUCUAUCAUGAUCAGCUGCGGCACUGACACAGGACACGCAGCUGGAGGGCACUGAUCGUUACUGCACCGCCCUUUCCCUAUGUCAUAAACGAUAAAAAAUGUGACCGUCCAUUAUUCUGCUCCAACAACCUCACAAAUCUACUGAUUCUACUCAUGAAUUCUACUCGUCCUCACGUGCUAGUCGUAGGCGCUGGGCCAGCAGGUCUGGUGGCAGCGUUGACGCUCCUCCAGAACGGCAUACCAGUUCGCAUCAUCGACAAGGACCCCAAUCCUCGCAUCGGACAGCGUGGUCCCGGAAUCGCGCCACGCUCACUCGAACUCUUCAACUUCCUGGACGUCCCAGAAGUCAACGAACUGGGAAAACCCAUGCCUAUAGUUCGUUCCUUCAAGCUUGGGACGUUGGAAUCUCCGAAGGAAUCUUCGAUGGUCCCGGAUUUGGAACCUACCCCUGCGAUACCAUUCCACAUUCCAAAGAUGAUGGGUCAACAACUCUUAGAUGUGAUUUUGCGACGGCACCUAGAGAAAUUCUCGUGCGCCGUCGAGAUGGGCACCGAAUUGCGUUCGUUCGAGCAGUCCGACGAAGGUGUCACGACCGUGCUAGCAAAGAAUGGCAUAUUGGAGACUUUCGAUACCAAGUGGGUGAUCGGCGCGGACGGUGCUAAAGGCAUCGUGCGCAAACACCUCGGGCUUACGUUCCUGGGCGAGACUAGAGAGGAUGUCCGAAUGGUCAUGGGAGACAUUCGUUUACGUGGCGUUGGUCUUGAUAGAACGUAUUGGCACCGAUUUGGAACCAUGAAACGAGGCCUUUCGUUACGUCCAACAGACGAAGUCGGCGAAGAUGGCUGGCAAUUUAUCAUCUCGGACAAUGAUGUAGACCUGACAAAGGUCGCUCAGAGCGAGGAGCUGAUCUUCGAGACUAUCACAUCACUGGUACCAACUGAGGUCACGUUCAACAAGCUCGUCUGGGUAAGCGAGUACAGGGCCAACAUCCGCAUGGUAAACAAGUUCAGCGAGGGCCGAGUUUUUGUUGCGGGUGAUGCUGCUCAUGUCCACAGUCCAACCGGUGGGACUCAAUUCAAGUAUACAAGAUGCUGUCAAUCUAGGUUGGAAGCUUGCGCUCGUCGAAAAAGGACUCGCCGACAAGUCUCUCCUUGAGACGUAUAAUGCCGAGCGUCUGCCUGUCAUCUCUGAGAUGCUUGAGAUCACCACCACGAUUCUCAACCACGGAGUAAAGACAGGCAACACUGCUGCCGCACGAACCCCCAUCCUUUUCAUGCUUGGUAUCAAUUACCGAUUCAGCGACAUCGUCCUCGACGAGUUUGCAGUUCC
Messenger RNA from Suillus bovinus, 1436 nucleotides. RefSeq names its product FAD-binding monooxygenase. Gene Ontology annotation, molecular function: FAD binding. The coding region runs from base 261 to 1262 and encodes 333 amino acids. NCBI's taxonomy places the organism in Eukaryota, Fungi, Basidiomycota, Agaricomycetes, Boletales, Suillaceae. The transcript is spliced from 13 exons. The record is from RefSeq and is a predicted model, not a curated record.